ACCAAAAAUCUAAAAAUCGAAACGUGAGAGACUCUUUGUUCUCACGUUCUUGCCUUUAAUAACUUCUACUGUUUUUAUAAUUCUUCCAUUAAUGUCUACUAAUUAACUAACCAAAUUAUCUUAUCUUUAGCUGAUUUCAUCUUCUUAAAAAAAAAAAAAACUGAUUUUUGUUUGUUGUAUUUAAUUCUUUUGCUUCUCAAAAGAACCAGUUUGUUCAAAGAAUCUAAAACAAUCCAUAUAACUAUUUGCCGAACAAAAAUUGAAGUGAAUAAGUGUGUGUUCUGGAGAGCAAAUCAAGAACGGGCUAUUGGGGCGCGAUUAAGUUGGGAAUGUUGAGUAGAUGAGAAUUGUGUUUUUUGUGCUGGUAUUGAACUAAAUGAUAAGGUUCAGCAAUGAAGUCAAUGAACUUAGAGAAGAAAUGGCUAUUUCCUUUGGUUUUAAGUGCGAUUGUGUGUUUUUUCGUUGUUGUAACCUCCUUCAACAUGGGCCUUAUUACUUCAUUACACACAAUCAAUUCAAUCUUUUUAUCUCAUGUUAAGCUAAAUCAAACCAACCCAUAUUUUGCUGAAUCGAUAAUUAACCAAGCUCCACCCCCUCCUGCUAGACCUCCUGUCCCCCGUUUUGCUUAUUUGGUAUCUGGAUCAAAGAAUGAUCUUGAAAAGCUUUGGAGAACGUUGCAAGCGUUGUAUCAUCCACGGAAUUAUUAUGUUGUUCAUCUGGACCUAGAAUCAUCUGUGCAGGAGAGGUUAGAGCUUGCUUCUAGAGUGGAGAAAGAGCCCAUUUUUGCACAGGUUGGGAAUGUGCACAUGAUCACCAAAGCAAACAUGGUGACCUACCGUGGACCUACCAUGGUUGCUAACACUCUUCAUGCCUGCGCGAUUCUCCUCAAGAAGUAUCAGGACUGGGAUUGGUUUAUUAACCUGAGUGCUUCUGAUUAUCCACUGGUGACUCAAGAUGAUUUACUCUAUACUUUUUCCGAUUUAAAACGAGAGUUCAAUUUCAUUGAGUACAGUAGCCGGCUGGGUUGGAAAGAGGGUCAAAGGGCAAUGCCGCUUCUUAUAGACCCUGGUCUCUAUAAGACAACCAAGUCUGACAUAUUUUGGGUCUCGCCAAAGAGAGCUCUUCCCACAGCCUUUAAACUCUUUGCAGGUUCAGCGUGGAUGAUCCUCUCUCGUGCUUUUGUGGAGUACUGCAUAUUGGGUUGGGAUAAUCUUCCCAGAACCUUACUUAUGUACUACACAAAUUUUGUCUCCUCUCCUGAAGGCUACUUUCAGACUGUAGCUUGCAAUGCCCCAGAAUUUGCUACAACUGUUAUUAACCACGACUUGCACUUCAUUUCUUGGGAUCGCCCUCCAAAACAACAUCCACACAAUCUCAACAUAAAUGACACAUCAAGAAUGAUUGCAAGUGGUGCUGCAUUUGCUCGCAAGUUCAGGCGAGAUGAUCCUGUUCUAGACAAGAUUGAUAAAGAACUCCUCCGUCGAAAAAAUGGUAGCUUCACACCGGGGGGUUGGUGUACCAGCAGACCUUCUUGUUUAAAGGUUGGAAAUCCAGCAAAGCUUAAACCAGGUCCAGGGGCUAAAAGGCUUCGGCGUCUUAUUGGUAAGCUAGUUUUGUCAACUAAUACUACUAGGCAACAGCAGUGUAAGUAGUUAUACUUUCCCAUGAAAAAAGGGAGGGGAUUAGAGAGUUCCAUUCAUAGAUCCAGAGAAUAAUAUUAACAUCAGAUUAUUUUGUAAUAUAAAGAUUUACACAUCCUUGUCACCCUAUUGGUGUUCCUGUUUUUGUGUAAGUUUAUCCUUUCUACCCUAAUAAUCUGUGGCUUUGUUUA
Messenger RNA from Solanum tuberosum (potato), 1831 nucleotides. Its product is annotated as beta-glucuronosyltransferase GlcAT14B-like. NCBI's taxonomy places the organism in Eukaryota, Viridiplantae, Streptophyta, Magnoliopsida, Solanales, Solanaceae. Gene Ontology annotation, cellular component: membrane. The transcript has 5 exons. Bases 393 to 1652 code for a protein of 419 amino acids. The record is from RefSeq and is a predicted model, not a curated record. Gene Ontology annotation, molecular function: glucuronosyltransferase activity.